This is a messenger RNA of Erythranthe guttata (spotted monkey flower), 1612 nucleotides long. RefSeq names its product Inositol monophosphatase family protein. Lineage: Eukaryota; Viridiplantae; Streptophyta; Magnoliopsida; Lamiales; Phrymaceae. Gene Ontology annotation, biological process: sulfate assimilation. Gene Ontology annotation, molecular function: 3'(2'),5'-bisphosphate nucleotidase activity. The record is from RefSeq and is a predicted model, not a curated record.
ACAAUCGUACUUCUCCGAUUCAACAUCCAAACCAUCUGAUCCCCAAAACCAACCGUUUGGUUCCCGCCAUGGAUGCCGUAAUCCACUCAGCGGCCUUUCGAUUCCCUGUACCUCAUCCCCACCGCAGAAUCCGUACAUCUCUCCGACAAUGUGUGCACUCAAUCAGGUCAAGUAUAACAAGCCUUCCUUUUCCUGAGAAGAAAGCCAAGUACUACGAGCAUCUGCAAGCCGCUGUUGAUGUUGUCGAUCGAGCUUGCCGCCUCUGUGUUGAUGUGCAAAGAUCACUGCUUUCGAGUGAUGGAAACAUCGUUGAGAAAUUGGAUCAGACACCUGUCACCGUCGCAGAUUUUGGAGUUCAAGCACUUGUUAGUCUGGAGAUGGGCAAACUAUUUCCUUCAAUUCCAUUGGUGGCCGAGGAGGACUCGGCUUUCGUGCGUGAAAAUAAUCUCGUGGAUGCUGUUUUUGAAGUGGUUACUGACAAAUCAUCCAUCAAUGAUAAAGAACUAAGUCGAGAUGGCGUUUUAAUGGCAAUUGAUCGAGGGGGAAAAGAUGCGUUUCUAUUUGGCACUGAGCCAGCUACUUAUUGGAUAUUGGAUCCAAUUGAUGGGACCCGAGGAUUUGUUAAAGGACGUGGAGCUCUUUAUGUGGUAGGUUUGGCGCUAGUAGUUGAAGGAGAGAUUGUUUUGGGUGUUAUGGGAUGCCCGAACUGGCAAUAUGGGGAUUCUGAUAUAGUUGUGGACGAGAUCCAGGGAGGGGAAAAUAAUAUGUCGAGAUCAGGGAUUAUCAUGAUAUCUCAUGUCGGUUGUGGAACAUGGAGAACAAGAUUGCGGGAUCCAGAAAGUAGUAAUACUAAAACAGCUCGUGAUUGGACCAGGUGCCUAGUUGAUGGUUUUCAUCAAGUUCAUGAAGCACGUUUCUGCAUCUCAGACAGUCAAACAUGGGAGUCUUUGCCUCUGUCCACAAAAUUUAGUGCAACCACCGACUCGAACCGUGUUGGGGAGAAACAGAUCCUUCUUCUUCCUACUUGCUGUGGAAGUCUGUGCAAAUAUCUCAUGGUGGCAUCGGGAAGGGCAAGUGUUUUCAUUCUUCGUGACAGGACUGAAAGGAUUAUCAAGGUAUGGGAUCAUGCUGUUGGAGUCAUAUGUAUUCACGAAGCUGGUGGAAAGGUGAGUGACUGGGAAGGCAGUCAGCUUAACUUUGCUGUGGAUGAAAUCGAGCGAAGGGUCUUGUUUCCUUGUGGUGGUAUUCUGGUUACAAAUGAUAGCUUACACGACCGGAUCUUGGAGAUAAUUUCGUCCAGCUAGCUGAUGAUUCUUUUCUGUUAUCUGUUAUUUAUUUAUUUAUUUUAAAUUUUUGGUCACAAUAUUUAGGACCUGUUCCAUUUGAUGAUCGAUCUCUAAAAAUGUGUAUUAUUUCAAGAAUUUGUUGCUAUUCUUUGGUGUCAAUGACUAUUGGCAUCCACACUUCAAAUAUUCUUAAACUUACUUUGCGAGAUGAAGUGAGAAAGGACAACAAUAAGUCCAUAAUACAUCGCAAGAGAUUAGAGACGAACGUCUAUUAAUUUAUUAAUAUUAAUGUUAGCUGCUUACGUUAAUUCCAUAUUAUUUUUUUC